Molecule: messenger RNA, 2247 nt
Organism: Stylonychia lemnae
Lineage: Eukaryota; Ciliophora; Spirotrichea; Sporadotrichida; Oxytrichidae
Source: the annotation of a GenBank genome assembly
AUGGAAAAUUUAGUUUGCUUGAAAAUAUAAGAGACUUACUCAAAAUAUAGAACACUAUAGAAAUUAGGAUCUGGAGGUUAAGGAGGUGUUUACCUCGCAGAAGAUCUUAGAGAUCCAGAGUAAAAAUUUGUUGCUCUUAAGUAACAAGAAUUAGAUGAAAUGGUAGGAAUGAUCAAAUCUUCACUUCUUAAACAGCAUUAAUGUCUCUAAUGCUAAUUAUGCACUCGCUGCAAACAUUGCCAAUAAUGUGAAUCUUGCACACAUCAUCCUUAAUCAAUACAUCAGGCUUAGUAAAAUAAAGAAUCUGCAAAUGAAGCAAAAGAAAUGUUAUCAAAAGAACUUCUUCGCUUUUUAAGAGAAAUUUCAUCAAUUUAGCUAAAGCAUCUCAAUAUUGUAGAAAUAUAUGACUCAUUUCUUUCAACUGACAACAAAUUCAUCAUUAUAAGUGAAUUAGCUGAGAUUGAUCUUUAGAAAUUCGUUGAAUAACGAAUCUAAUUGAAAGAUAUGUUAACCAGCCAAGAAAUCUCAAUAAUUUUUCUAUAGCUUUUAAAUGGUCUCGAAUAUAUCCAUGAUCAAGGCUUCAUUCAUAGAGAUAUUUCCCCAUAAAAUAUCCUUGUUUUCAAGGACCAAAUCAUCAAGAUAUGUGAUUUCGGAUUAGCAUCUUACAGUGAUAUUACGAAUGCAAAAGUUGGAAAAUAAGAUUAUAUAGCCCCUGAAGUCAACAAUAGUCAUUAAAAUUAUACAAAAUAAAUUGAUAUAUGGUCUCUUGGUAUUACACUAUAUUACCUUUGCACUGGAUCUACAUUAUAUGAAGGAAAAGCAGUAAAUAGUCUUGCUAGAGAUCAGAAAUAUAUUGAAUUACCUCAAGAGCAUUAACAAUUUUAAGCGAUAUUUGAUAAAAUGAUAUUGUUAGACCCCUAUAAAAGACCAACAACAACCGAGCUUAAAGAAGAUUUAAUGAAACUGAUAGAUGAAGACAGUGAAUUUUCCUAGAAUUAUCAUACAGCACUUUUAGGAAACUAAUUAAAUUAAUACAAAUUAAAGAUUUCAAAAUUAGAGGAAGAAUUUGAAAAACAACUAAAGAAAAAUUUUAAACAGGGACUGUAUAAAUACAAUUCAUCUUGGCAGGAGCCGUGGCUAGGUAUUUCAUAAGAAUUGGAUAAUUUCUAACUUUUAAUAAGAUCUCACAUGAAGGAAGAAGAGAAGAUAGACCCUCUUUCUCUAACAUUAACAAGUUCAAAAGUCUAGCAAUGGAAUAAUUUUGAUCUUUCUAAACACGAAUUUAAUCCAAAAAUCAAUAAAAAGUAUCAAGAAAUAACUAAAUCAGGGGAAUUUAAUAAAAUAUUAAAAGUAGGAGAUAAAUAUCAAACAGGUCAUUUAAACGGAAGAGAUUGCAGAAUAUUAGACUUAAAUCUAUAACUUGUCAAAAAAUUAGACUAAAUUGUCGGAUAAUUGCAUGAACAAAACGGCCAUGUGUUGCUUUGUUAUGAAAAAUCUAUUAGUAAAUUAAAGGAUCUAGAAAAUUAACAACCCAUAGUUUAAAAAGAUGUUUAUUAGAGUACAAAGCCUAUUUAUAAGAUAUUGAAAAUGAACGAUGACAUUUUUAUUACUGGACAGGUAAAUGGAUAUAUUGAAUUAUUUAGCUUCUCAAAUCAUCAAUUUAAGCAGACAUUCGAAAUAAAGGAUAAAAAAAGCAUCUGGGAAAUUUGUCUGAUUGAAAAUAUCUAAGACUAAUAUACAUUUGCAUUUAGUGGUUAAAGAUUUGGAAUUCUUAUAGUCAAAAUAAUAAUGAAGUCCAAAUAUGAUUUCGAAUUCUAGGAGGAUCCAAUUAAAUUAAUAGAUAACUUUUAUUGUUAUUCUAUGAUGAUAGUAAAGUAGAAUAUCAUUGGUGGUAUAUUUAGAAAAAAUCUAAUCUAAAGGUAUUUAAAGAUUUUAGAUGUAAAGUAUAAGGUUGAACUACAAUCAAUUGAUUUAAGCAAAGGAUCAUUUAUUUACCCAGUAUUGAAUUAUGACUUUACCACAUAUCCAUUUGCUUUUGUAAAAGAUGAACACAGUGUUUCGCUGAUUAAUAUGAGCAACUACUAAAUCGUUAAUGUCAUUAAAUCUAAUUGCAGUAGAUCGGAUAAUUAGCAACUGAUUUAAGAGAGAUCUUAAGAUAAUACAUUCAGAUUCAUUGAUAUUUAACUGUUUGAAAAAGACUAGAAAUAUCAAAAUGAAAUAAGAGAAAUAGAAAUCACAAUGCCUUGA